Messenger RNA from Puntigrus tetrazona (Sumatra barb), 3931 nucleotides. Its product is annotated as palmitoyltransferase ZDHHC5-A-like. Lineage: Eukaryota; Metazoa; Chordata; Actinopteri; Cypriniformes; Cyprinidae. The record is from RefSeq and is a predicted model, not a curated record. Gene Ontology annotation, molecular function: palmitoyltransferase activity. The transcript is spliced from 11 exons. The coding region runs from base 243 to 2450 and encodes 735 amino acids. Gene Ontology annotation, biological process: protein palmitoylation.
CUUCAACUCGAAUAAAGUCCCAAAUUUUUCUAAUUUCUUUUUCUUUUUUCAAAAAUACUUUUUCAAAUUUGAGAAUUUGUUUUUGCGUUUUUGCAACAAUGCUCAUCUUGUGGCCUUUUCAUACAAUGCUGAAAGGACAGCGACUUCUCCCCUAGUCUUUCUUUGCGUUUGUGCUGUCUUGACAACACAAACACACAAACGGAUCAUUUUCCGUGGCACGCUGCCAUCCUGCCCCCUGGGUGAUGCCGAGCGGCAGCAUGAGUGGGGGCAUGUCUGGACCCACUUCCCCACCCCACCCCACCGUUCCAUCCAGACCUCUCCGGCCUAGUCGCUACGUGCCAGUCUCUGCGGCAACGGCCUUCUUGGUUGGCGCAACCACCCUCUUCUUCUGCUUCACGUGCCCUUGGCUUUCAGAGCAUUUUUCCGUUGCUGUGCCAAUAUACAAUGGCAUUAUGUUUCUGUUUGUUCUGGCCAACUUCUGUAUGGCCACUUUUAUGGAUCCUGGCAUCUUUCCUAGAGCUGAGGAAGAUGAGGAUAAAGAGGAUGAUUUCCGGGCUCCUCUUUACAAGACUGUGGAGAUUCGAGGCAUUCAAGUGCGGAUGAAGUGGUGCUCCACCUGCCGUUUCUACAGACCCCCGCGUUGCUCUCACUGCUCUGUGUGUGACAACUGUGUGGAGGAUUUUGAUCAUCACUGCCCGUGGGUCAACAACUGUAUCGGCCGGAGGAAUUACCGUUACUUCUUCCUGUUCCUGCUCUCUUUGACAGCUCACAUAAUGGGCGUUUUUGGCUUCGGCCUGCUUUUCAUUCUCUACCACACCCAGCAGCUGGACAGAGUGCAUUCAGCUGUCACUAUGGGUGUCAUGUGUGUUGCUGGGCUUUUCUUCAUCCCAGUGGCAGGUCUCACUGGUUUCCAUGUUGUUCUGGUGGCAAGAGGCAGGACCACCAAUGAGCAGGUAACAGGGAAGUUCAGGGGAGGCGUGAACCCCUUCACAAAUGGCUGCUUGAGGAACGUCUCGCACGUUCUGUGCAGCUCACAGGCACCCAGGUAUCUUGGUAGAAAGAGGAAGGCUCAGACGGUGUCUGUUCAGCCUCCUUUCCUCCGACCGCAGCUUACCGAAGCUCAACUGGCAGCCAAGGUGCUCGACAACGGAAUCCAAGGAGACCUUCACCGGUCUAAGAGCAGUUUGAUGGAGAGUCAGUCUGCUGAUGCCGAGCCUCCUCCUCCACCCAAACCAGAGCUCCGAUACCCUGGGCUGUCACGAGGACCUGCCGGACACUCUGAGGAGAGUAGUCUGUUGAAUAAAGCCCCACCCACCCCCACCAUGUUCAAGUACAGGCCCACAUACAGCAGCCCGGGCAAGAACCACACUGCCCUCACACAUGCCUAUGCCAACCAGUCCAGUCAGCAGCCAGGCUAUCGCUCUGAGCCCAGUCUGGAUGGGCGCGAGGGGGGUGGAGGAGCAGAGCGGAGCGGGCCAGAGCGAGCAGCUGGGGGUCCCGGAGGUCCUCCAGGCUCAGGGAUCAGCGGAUACUCCCUAGGAGGGCGUUCGUAUCCCUCAUUCUCUGAUACCACAGCUCUUGCCGGAGGGGCCUCGCGGUCCUCCAGCGUUCGCUCUUCCCACAACGCCCCGCCAUCCGAGGCCACCACCUCCACCAGCUACAAGAGCUUAGCCAAUCAGACGCCACCGCCGGCCCCUCGGAACGGCAGCUUGUCGUACGAUAGUCUGCUCACGCCGUCUGAAAGCCCAGAUUUCGAGUCUGCAGCACCCGAGAUGUCUCCAGGCCGGCCGCGCACGCCUGUGGUGGGAUACAGCUCUCCCUACCUGUCGGCACAGAUCGCCCAGCAGCGGGAGGCGGAGCUUCACCAGCCGUCCGCCUCCAGCGCUGCCCUCCUAGCCUCCCCGCAGCAUUCCGGCUAUCUACGUGGCUCCGCCUCCUCUCCGCCUGCCCCACCUGAACGUGAGCGGGAACGCCUGCUGCACGACUCUCAGCAGCAGCAGCANUUCUCGAGACCCCCUCUGCUCUCUGACUCGGGCCCGCCUCAGCCCUCGUACCCGUACCGCACGCGCUCCACUGACACGCCACUGCCGCCCACCACUCACCCUCCACGCUCGCCGCACCCCCCGCCGCUGGGGAAGUCUCUGUCUUACUCUAGCGCUGCCGCUGCUGAGAUGCAGUACCGCCUGGUCCGCAAAGCCUCGGCCUCAGUCGGGGGAGGGGGCAUACAGGCGCCAAAGGACGAGAUUCAGAUGAGGUCGUAUAGUCGGACAAACGGGCAGCCGAAACCUUCUUCCACCCCCUCGUCCCCCUCUCAUCCUGUCAGCGUGUCCACUCGCCCGGGUCAGGCGUAUUCCAGUGUUAGCUCUUCUCAGAGCCCCGCCCACAAGCCUGGAGGCGGGGUGAAGAAGGUGACGGGCGUCGGCGGGACCACUUACGAGAUCUCUGUGUGAGAGACGCUCCGCUUUGACCCGUGUUGUCAAGAAUGGAGAUCUGGACUCUUCACAGACACGUCAGAGAAAAUCCUGUUUGGUGGACAUUUAUUGGUGCCUGCAGGAAAGAUCUGAAAACAUCUGACCUCUGCUGUUAAUUUUUUUUUUUGAAAAGAGAAUAACGCUGACCAGCAGGUUUUGGUUAGAUAUGACGUAGAGGAGGAGGAGGAGGAGGAGGAGGAGCAGGGGGUCAUUUAUAGUGGGACUUCAGGACUCCUCACCAGUAAGGAGCUGGAGCGCAUAUUCAAUGUGACGGCUAAGGACCGGAUUGCCUUGAAAACAUUUCAGUACAUAACAACAAAAAAAAAGAUUUUUAUCCAACGUAAAUGUGUAAAAUGUUGUGUAUAGAGGAAAAAAUUAUCAGUUUUGUUUUGUUUUUUUUCCCCACAGAGUGGAAUUUGAUUUUUACAAAAGGGGACCUGUGGCAUUCAGUAGCCAUUUCAGACCACUGUGUUUGGCAUGCGACAAUGUUGCGUCUGUAUCCAAUCAGCACCAGGGAAGCAAAACAUUAGGAAAGAUUAGGAAAUGGACUAAUGCAUUAUUUAAGCAACAGCAGCCUUUUCAAGCGCAAGUAGUGUUUUCUGAGCAAUGGCCUUGGAAAUUCAAGGAAGUUUUUAUUUAAUUUUUAAAGUGUUAUUUUAUAUGACUUUAUAAAUGGCUAUUGAUAAGAUCAAAUGUUUUUUUUACAAAGGCUGAUGUUUGUUCUCUAUGGACUUUUAUCUAAUCAAAUCGAGGGAUAAAGAGCUGGUGGCCGUUCUAGCUGGAAAGAGAUCAGCCGGUAAACGGAGGGUUAACCGUAGCAUAAAAAUGCAUUUGAUAUGGUGGAGCCCAAUCUGCGGGGGGGCGUAUUUAAAAUUUUAUCCUGUAAACAUUGAUUGGCUGCCUCUUAGAUCAGUUGUUUUGUUUUUUUUUCACAUUUCAUUUUGUUAUAUUAAUAUGUGAGAGCCAAAUCUCAAUGGUGGCCUUGACUAGCCGGUCAUGUAGGCUUUAAAGCUUCCCGCUCAUGAUGCCACACAACAGGGGGGGAACCAUAUCAGUGCCCUCUGAUUGGACAGUUGAACCAAUCAGUGGAAGUUAGCCGUCAUUAUGAAUCAUCAAAAGCCUUCUAUUUUUAAUUAUUUAAUUCUUACCUAUUGCAUUCAAGAAGAUUGUGACAUUGUGCAGGACUCAUUUCAAUCAUCGUCUGUCUUGUCAAGGGGUGUCGAUUUAACAUUUUAGAUCAGAGCUGGCAAAUCAGGAGACAGAAUGUAUUUGCUGACUUACACAAAGCCAAUGAAUACACUUAUAGGAAUAUUUUGGAUCAAAAGAUGGAUUGAGGCGAGGGAGGAAAAGGAAAAAAAAGAACGUGUACUGUAUAGUUUGGUGUGAGUGAACAUGGUUGUGAAUAUGUGUAUGCGUGCGUGCGUGUGUGUGAGCAUUGGUAAUAAACUCUUUAUAAAUCA